UUGCUUAGACUGUCUCUGUCUGUCUGCCAGGGUCUCCAGCUGCCCCAGACAGGCAGUGUGGUCUUGGGAUCCUCCUGGUGACCUUUCCAGCCUAGGUCCCCUCAGCCACUCUGCCCCAAGAUGGGUCGUGGGGCAGGGCGUGAGUACUCACCUGCCGCCACCACUGCGGAGAAUGGGGGUGGCAAGAAGAAACAGAAAGAGAAGGAGCUCGAUGAGCUGAAGAAGGAGGUUGCCAUGGAUGACCACAAGCUGUCUUUGGAUGAGUUGGGCCGAAAAUACCAAGUGGAUCUGUCUAAGGGCCUCACCAACCAGCGAGCUCAGGAUAUUCUGGCUAGAGACGGACCCAACGCCCUCACUCCACCCCCGACAACUCCUGAGUGGGUCAAGUUCUGUCGUCAGCUUUUUGGGGGCUUCUCUAUCCUGCUGUGGAUUGGGGCACUCCUCUGCUUCUUAGCCUACGGCAUCCUGGCCGCCAUGGAGGACGAACCAUCCAACGAUAAUUUAUAUCUAGGUAUCGUGCUAGCAGCCGUAGUUAUCGUCACCGGCUGCUUCUCCUACUACCAGGAAGCGAAGAGCUCCAAGAUCAUGGACUCCUUCAAGAACAUGGUGCCUCAGCAAGCUCUGGUCAUCCGAGAGGGAGAGAAGAUGCAGAUCAAUGCGGAGGAAGUCGUGGUGGGAGACUUGGUAGAAGUGAAGGGUGGAGACCGUGUCCCUGCUGACCUCCGGAUCAUCUCUUCCCACGGUUGCAAGGUGGAUAACUCAUCCUUAACAGGGGAGUCGGAGCCCCAGACCCGUUCCCCUGAGUUCACCCAUGAGAACCCUCUGGAGACCCGCAAUAUCUGUUUCUUCUCUACCAACUGUGUAGAAGGCACCGCCAGAGGCAUUGUAAUUGCCACAGGUGACCGGACAGUGAUGGGCCGCAUAGCCACUCUUGCCUCUGGCCUAGAGGUGGGGCAGACGCCCAUAGCCAUGGAGAUUGAGCAUUUCAUUCAGCUGAUCACAGGGGUGGCUGUGUUCCUGGGGGUCUCCUUCUUCGUUCUGUCCCUCAUCCUGGGCUACAGCUGGCUAGAGGCAGUCAUCUUCCUCAUCGGCAUCAUCGUAGCCAACGUGCCCGAAGGGCUUUUGGCCACCGUGACUGUGUGCCUGACGCUGACAGCCAAGCGCAUGGCUCGCAAGAACUGCCUGGUGAAGAACCUGGAGGCUGUGGAGACCCUGGGCUCCACGUCCACCAUCUGCUCAGACAAGACGGGCACCCUCACCCAGAACCGCAUGACAGUGGCUCACAUGUGGUUUGACAACCAGAUCCAUGAGGCUGACACCACUGAAGAUCAGUCUGGGGCCACUUUUGACAAACGGUCCCCUACGUGGACGGCCCUGUCUCGGAUUGCCGGUCUCUGCAAUCGUGCCGUCUUCAAGGCCGGACAGGAGAACAUCUCUGUGUCUAAGCGGGACACAGCUGGAGACGCCUCUGAGUCAGCUCUGCUCAAGUGCAUCGAGCUGUCCUGUGGCUCAGUGAGGAAGAUGAGGGACAGGAAUCCUAAGGUGGCAGAAAUCCCCUUCAACUCCACCAACAAAUACCAGCUAUCCAUCCACGAGAGGGAAGACAGCCCACAGAGCCAUGUGCUGGUGAUGAAAGGCGCCCCAGAGCGCAUCCUGGACCGCUGCUCCACCAUCCUGGUACAGGGCAAGGAGAUCCCUCUUGACAAGGAGAUGCAAGAUGCUUUUCAAAACGCCUACAUGGAGCUGGGAGGACUCGGAGAGCGAGUGCUGGGCUUCUGUCAGCUGAACCUGCCGUCGGGAAAGUUUCCUCGGGGCUUCAAAUUUGACACGGAUGAGCUGAACUUUCCCACAGAGAAGCUCUGCUUUGUGGGGCUCAUGUCUAUGAUUGAUCCCCCCAGAGCAGCCGUGCCAGAUGCGGUGGGCAAGUGUCGAAGCGCAGGCAUCAAGGUGAUCAUGGUGACUGGGGACCACCCUAUCACAGCCAAGGCCAUUGCCAAAGGUGUGGGCAUUAUAUCAGAGGGUAACGAAACUGUGGAGGACAUUGCGGCCAGGCUCAACAUUCCUGUGAGUCAAGUCAAUCCCAGAGAAGCCAAGGCAUGUGUAGUGCACGGCUCGGACCUGAAGGACAUGACGUCAGAGCAGCUGGAUGAGAUCCUCAGGGACCACACGGAGAUUGUGUUUGCCCGGACCUCCCCUCAGCAGAAGCUCAUCAUUGUGGAGGGGUGUCAGAGGCAGGGAGCCAUUGUAGCAGUGACUGGUGACGGGGUGAACGACUCCCCUGCGCUGAAGAAGGCUGACAUCGGCAUUGCCAUGGGCAUCUCUGGCUCUGAUGUCUCUAAGCAGGCGGCUGACAUGAUCCUUCUCGACGACAACUUUGCCUCCAUUGUGACAGGCGUGGAGGAGGGCCGCCUGAUCUUUGACAACUUGAAGAAGUCCAUCGCAUACACCCUGACCAGCAACAUCCCCGAGAUCACCCCCUUCCUGCUGUUCAUCAUUGCCAAUAUCCCCCUGCCCCUGGGCACUGUGACCAUCCUCUGCAUCGACCUCGGCACAGAUAUGGUCCCUGCCAUUUCACUAGCUUACGAAGCAGCUGAGAGCGACAUCAUGAAGAGGCAGCCCCGGAACUCCCAGACAGACAAGCUGGUGAACGAGAGGCUUAUCAGCAUGGCUUACGGACAGAUUGGCAUGAUCCAGGCUCUGGGCGGCUUCUUCACCUACUUUGUGAUACUGGCAGAGAACGGGUUUCUACCCUCUCGGCUGCUAGGGAUCCGGCUUGACUGGGAUGAUCGAACUACCAAUGACCUGGAGGACAGCUAUGGACAAGAGUGGACCUACGAGCAGCGGAAGGUGGUGGAGUUCACAUGCCACACGGCCUUCUUUGCCAGCAUCGUGGUUGUGCAGUGGGCCGACCUCAUCAUCUGCAAGACCCGUCGCAACUCCGUGUUCCAACAGGGCAUGAAGAACAAGAUCCUGAUUUUUGGGCUGCUAGAAGAGACAGCGUUAGCUGCCUUCCUGUCUUACUGCCCUGGUAUGGGGGUGGCCCUGCGAAUGUACCCACUCAAGGUCACGUGGUGGUUCUGCGCCUUUCCCUACAGUCUCCUCAUCUUCAUCUAUGACGAAGUCCGAAAGCUCAUCCUACGGCGGUAUCCUGGGGGCUGGGUGGAGAAGGAGACGUACUACUGAGCUCCACGGCAAAGGAAGAACGGGGGAGAUGGGGCGCUCCGGAGGGGUCGCUGGGGGUCGUGGUGAAGGGAAGGGCUGGGGAGACAGGAGGAGGCAACUGCGUGAACUAAGAUGGCAGGCUCGGGGUAAAUAAACUUGAGGAGACUGCUCCAGCUGCUCCACAGGUCCCGCUGUGAACCCUGGGACAGUUCAGUGUUGGGAUCAGCCUCUUCAGAUCUUCCCAUCCCACUCUGCUACAUUUCCUGAAAACCUAGGGGUCGCCCCAGCCCUCCCCGUGUCCUAGCCCUUCACCCUCACCUGGAUUAUUCAAACAGAUCAACACCCAAAGGUUGAUCCUGUCUAACCCUGGAGGAAAGUCUUUCAGACCACCAAGUGUCUGUGACCCCCAGCUUCAUUCCUCUUCCCAUUCUUGCCUCCCUUUCCUUCCUUUUCCUCCCUUCCCUCCCUUCCCUCCCUCCCUGAAUCCUUCCCCUGCUCCUCCCCCUCACUCCUUGAAAACACAAAAUUCUCCUUCUGUGAGUGCAAGAGCCUGGGGCCAGAAAAGGAAGCCCUCAGUUGGAGAGAUUAGCUCCGCCUCCCAGCCUAUUAGGUUUGUCUCCCAGCCGGGGCCAGUCAGGAACCAGAGGGGAGCUGGGCUGGCAAGGAGAGGUUGGGGUGCGCUGGCUGAAGGAGAAAGCAAAGAAAGAAAGAGUGGUGACCACAGGUUUGUCAUCUUCAGCCUCCAGGUAGGUGGGGUGGGCUCUGGCUCUGUGUCCUGCCUUUAGAGACUAGCACACCGGCAGACCACAUUCUCAUCUCGUCAGAGUAGCAGUAAGGGCAAGUCCAGGGGGUCACUGUGCUGCCCAGUGCCCCACUGACCCCUGGGUAAUGGUCCUCCCUGUCCGCAAGGCUCAGGUGUCACAGAAGAUCCAGCUAUCUCAACCACACAGUCUUGGAAACACCCCCCCUCUUUAGAACAGUAAGUUCUCUGGGCCUCAUGAUGUUCUGAGAGUCCUAUUAGCUGCCACUCUCCCCGUGCUCUCUCACUCCCUCCUGUUUCCUGCACACCUGCUGAACCUAUGUCAUUUCCGGUAUCGCCUAGCUAGUCCUGGAAAAGGAUCUCUUGGCCAUUGGCAGGAAUCAGUGUAGCAAAGUUCCCAGGACAUCCCCACCUUUCAAGAACAUGCAGAAUCAUCAUAGCCCAUGAGGCUGUCAGAAACUUUAGACACAAGAGAAAUUCUUAAGAGGCCUAUAUGCCUUUGACCUCUCAGAUGGCACGGCCGUUAUACCCAGGCAAGUGCCCACUUUGCUUGAGACAGGAAGCUGGCUUCAGGUUCCUAUGGAAUAGAGUUUUCUUUCCUUACUCCCUUCUCACCUAACAUUUUUGCUCUUCAGACAGCUGCCCAUUCCCUAAGCCUGGCCUAGAAACCAUAGCAUAGAGGCGCCUAGAUGAAUGAGCCAAGCAACUGAGAAAGAGCAAGGAAACUGGAAGGCUUGAGGUGAGACUAUGAAGGUCAAGACAAGCAUUAGGCCAAGGCCCAAGGGCUCCUGUCUCAUCACGGUGGAGUUUUGCUUUACCAUAAAUUCCCCGAAAUUUGUCAGUCAUGUGUGGCCUUCAGUUGGAAGUCUAAAUAGGACACCAUAUUUAUUUGGGCCUGAUUAGUUUGAGAUCAUUGACUUUGAACAAAAGUUUACCUUUGCACAAUCAAUAAAGUCAUUUGUUCGGUAAAUUAAAAGCAUAAACAAUAUUGCUAGGAGCGGCAUAUUUAGUCUCAAAGUAUGCUUUUCAAGCACUUUAGAAAUCUCCCUCUAGAAUCAGCAAGUGAACAGGCUAAUUAUUGUCAGUCCUGAUAUAUUUGUUAAAGGAACAUCUACAAGAUCCUUACUGGCGACCUCCUCCCGUGAGACAUUAGUUUGAGGCACUACAUAUAUGUACUUGAAAAUAAUUAAAGUUGCAUUUCUUUAUGAAAAAUUACAAGAGAAA
This is a messenger RNA of Mastomys coucha (southern multimammate mouse), 5146 nucleotides long. RefSeq names its product sodium/potassium-transporting ATPase subunit alpha-2. NCBI's taxonomy places the organism in Eukaryota, Metazoa, Chordata, Mammalia, Rodentia, Muridae. The record is from RefSeq and is a predicted model, not a curated record. Bases 121 to 3183 code for a protein of 1020 amino acids. Gene Ontology annotation, biological process: potassium ion import across plasma membrane; proton transmembrane transport; sodium ion export across plasma membrane. Gene Ontology annotation, cellular component: membrane. Gene Ontology annotation, molecular function: P-type sodium:potassium-exchanging transporter activity; ATP hydrolysis activity; ATP binding. The transcript is spliced from 23 exons.